AUGAUGAUGGAAGCAAAAUGUGAAGAACUUGAAUCAUCCUGCGCUGCAGCCAAGGAAGAAAUGGAUGAGUUAAAACGAUUUCAUGAACAAGCAAUGUUAAAUAGCGGCACAACGCCACAGAAAGAAGCGAAAGAAGUCGAAGCGUUAAAAUCGGAGCGCGAUGAAGCGCUGAGCGAAGUGCAGACGCUGAAGAUGGAAAAAGAAUUCCUGAUGCAACAGCUUAAAAUGUUGAAAAUUACCGUGGAAGAGCAAGAUCCAGAGCCGCCGAAGCCAACUUGA
Messenger RNA from Gongylonema pulchrum, 279 nucleotides. The record is from the annotation of a GenBank genome assembly. Lineage: Eukaryota; Metazoa; Nematoda; Chromadorea; Rhabditida; Gongylonematidae.